Molecule: messenger RNA, 1259 nt
Organism: Chironomus riparius
Lineage: Eukaryota; Metazoa; Arthropoda; Insecta; Diptera; Chironomidae
Source: the annotation of a GenBank genome assembly
CUUGUGAAGUGAUGACUUAAAGUUGAGGAUUGUGAAGCAACGACUUAAACUAAGAGCUCAGAAACACCAAGUCUCAUUUCCCUUAUCACUCUUGCGCAUUAUAUCAAUUUUCCAUUCAUUUACAUCGACAUUAAAUGGUGGAAAUAAAGGAAAAAAAGUAACUAAAAAGCCAUGCUUAAUUGCCGUAAUUAUAUUAAGUACUCAUUUUUCUCUUAUGCUCUCAUUUCGAGAUAAUUAAAGACUAAGUGCAAUUAGAAAUUGACUUGAAGUAUUACGACAUAAGACGUAGUGGAGAAUAUGCAACAGUUCCACAGAUGUUUCCACUCAAAUAAAUACAAUGGAGCUGCAAAACGAUGGAAUUUUACGGAUGCAGGAUGUUUCGCUUCUUCAUUGCUGUUGUUUUGAUAGCCUGUAGCUUAGCAGCAACAAUUCCUGAUGCCACAGAAACGGAGGAAUUCAAACAAUGGUCAGGAAGAAUUGUUGGUGGACAAGAUGCAGCUAUUGGGCAAUUUCCAUAUCAAGCUUCAAUGAGAAGUGCUGCAAAUGCUCAUUUUUGUGGUGGAUCAAUUAUAAAUCGUCGAUGGGUUGUUUGUGCAGCUCACUGCACAAUAAAUAGACUUGUCGCAAACACAGUAAUUGUUGUUGGAGCUCACAACAGAAUAACCGGAGGAAUUACACAUCAAUCUGAACGUAUUGCAAAUCAUCCACAAUAUAAUUCAGCCACAACUGUAAAUGAUGUCUCACUGGUUCGAUCAGCUACAGACAUUAUUGAAAGUGACGUUGUUGGAUUCAUUGACAUUGAACCAGCACACAUCAAUCAUCAUUUCCCAUCAUUUACUUCAGGUUGGGGUCAAACAUCACAUCCCGGUAGUGCAGCUACAGUUCUCCAAUGGCUUACUGUUGAAGUAAUUCCAAACGAUGAGUGCCGAUCACGUCUUUCAACAGCAAAUGCAGCAAGAAUUGCUGACUCAGUCAUUUGUGUCUCAUCAGCAAAUGGUCAAGGAUUGUGCUUCGGUGAUUCUGGUGGUCCAUUGACUGUUAAUGGACGCCUUGUUGGUGCUGUUUCUUGGGGUGUUCCAUGUGGUACUGCUGCUCCUGACAUGUAUGGACGUCUUUCAGCAGUCCAUGAUUGGUUGUUGUCUGUAAUUGAUAUUUAAGUUAUUGACUUGCCAAAAAGUUAAAAAAUUGUAAAAUAAAAAAUAUUCUAGAUAGAAAAUUUCAAUGUCAUCAUGCCUAUAUAGUAUUUUUGAUUAUUAAGC